GAACCGGAUCCGCUCCAGACCACUUCACAUCAGACUGAACAGGUCAGCAGCCGGACGUCGCCAUGCCUUUUGGGAACACCCACAACAAGCUGAAGAUGAAGUACUCGUCGGACCAGGAGUACCCUGACCUCAGCCAGCACAACAACCACAUGGCCAAGGUGCUCACGCCGGAGAUCUACGAGAGCCUGAGGGACAAGGAGACGCCCAGCGGGUUCACCGUGGACGACGUCAUCCAGACCGGCAUCGACAACCCAGGUCACCCGUUCAUCAUGACGGUGGGCUGCGUGGCCGGAGACGAGGAGACAUACGAGGUCUUCAAAGAGCUGCUGGACCCGGUGAUCGAGGACCGCCACGGGGGGUACAAACCAUCAGACCAGCACAAGACGGACCUGAACCCCGACAACCUGCAGGGAGGAGACGAUCUGGAUCCAGACUACGUUCUGAGCUCCCGGGUCCGGACCGGACGGAGUAUCCGCGGCUUCUGUCUUCCGCCUCAUUGCAGCCGCGGAGAACGGCGAGCCAUCGAAAACCUCUCCCUGGAAAGCCUGGACAUGCUGGACGGGGACUUAAAGGGGAAGUACUACGCUCUAAAGAACAUGUCAGAGGAGGAGCAGCAGCAGCUGAUUGAUGACCACUUCCUGUUCGACAAGCCAGUCUCCCCGCUGCUGCUGGCUUCCGGCAUGGCCCGCGACUGGCCCGACGGCCGCGGCAUCUGGCACAACGACAACAAGACCUUCCUGGUCUGGGUGAACGAAGAGGAUCACCUGCGAGUCAUCAGCAUGCAGAAGGGAGGCAACAUGAAGGAGGUGUUCAACCGCUUCUGCACCGGACUCACCAAGAUCGAGGGCUUGUUUAAGGAGCGCAGUCACGAGUUCAUGUGGAACGAACACCUGGGCUACGUCCUCACCUGUCCGUCCAACCUGGGGACGGGACUGAGAGCCGGAGUCCACGUCAAGCUGCCCAACGUCAGCAAGCACGACAAGUUCGGAGACAUCCUGAAGAGGCUGAGGCUGCAGAAGAGGGGCACAGGUGGCGUGGACACGGCGGCGGUGGGCGGAGUCUUUGACAUCUCCAACGCCGACCGGCUGGGCUUCUCCGAGGUGGAGCUGGUGCAGAUGGUGGUGGACGGAGUCAACCUGCUGGUGGACAUGGAGAAGAAGCUGGAGGCCGGAGAGAGCAUCGAUGACAUCAUACCUGAGCAGAAGUGACCUGUGACCUCUGACCCCCCCUCCCUCACUGUAACCAAUCAGAAACCGUUUAGAGCCGCUUCACUUGACUUCAGUCUUCCUUUUCUAUUUCCUGUUGGACCCGUCUAACACCUGAAAUAUGUAAUAAAGUCUGUAUGGCCCUCCUUCAUUCUGCAAUGUACCACACGACAUAG
Cyclopterus lumpus (lumpfish) is the source of this 1381-nucleotide messenger RNA. RefSeq names its product creatine kinase, brain b (gene ckbb). The transcript is spliced from 8 exons. The record is from RefSeq and is a predicted model, not a curated record. Gene Ontology annotation, biological process: phosphocreatine biosynthetic process. NCBI's taxonomy places the organism in Eukaryota, Metazoa, Chordata, Actinopteri, Perciformes, Cyclopteridae. The coding region runs from base 63 to 1208 and encodes 381 amino acids. Gene Ontology annotation, molecular function: creatine kinase activity.